Struthio camelus australis is the source of this 6915-nucleotide messenger RNA. RefSeq names its product ATPase copper transporting beta (gene ATP7B). Gene Ontology annotation, molecular function: ATP hydrolysis activity; ATP binding; P-type divalent copper transporter activity. The record is from RefSeq and is a predicted model, not a curated record. NCBI's taxonomy places the organism in Eukaryota, Metazoa, Chordata, Aves, Struthioniformes, Struthionidae. Gene Ontology annotation, cellular component: membrane. Gene Ontology annotation, biological process: copper ion homeostasis; monoatomic cation transport.
UCAGCACACCUAAAUAAAAAAUGCUGGGAAGGCCUGCGCGGGGUCAGGCGCCUCCCUGCGGAUCUCCAAAAGGGAUUCUGGGAGCAAUUUGUUUCCAGGAUCGUUGCAGGGACGGCACCGACGUUGCCCAGAAAAUGUCAGCGUUACCAGAGGAAAAGGAGAGAAGAGCACGGCACCGCAGCUCGGCGGGAACUCCUGGGGUUGCCCUCGUGACAAACCACCAGACCAUGAAAGGUGUCUACUGCAAGUGAAUUUAAAGAUAAAUAAUCGUAAAAGAGGGAAAAGGCAUGAGAAUUUAUAAAAAAAAAGCUUUCAGUCUUCUGUAACCUGCGCUGUGCUGAUGGACUAGUCUAGAGGUAAAACUGAACUGUGCUGUUUUUCAAAGUAUUACCAAUGAGGUGUCAUGAAACAGCAAGCCUUGGCGUUUCUAAAAUGGUUUCCCACUGAUCAGGGCAAACAACGGAUAGGCCAGCAGGCCAAAGGAGUUGUUUUGGCAGGAGCAGCCGUCUCUGAUUUGUCAUCCUUUCUCUGAAGCUUCCUGGCCCUUUACCUUUCACGGGCUGGAUGUGCAGUCGCCUUCUGAUGGGUACUUCCACGUGGAGGAAUCCAGGAAAUACAAUGCCCUUGUAAGCUGCGUAUGACCUGCUCUGUCGAAGACUGAUUCUCCUUCCAGCUGUGCGUGGGAACCCACAAUGAAACAGAGUUUUGCUUUUGACAACAUGGGCUACGAGGAGAGCUUUGAAACGGUGCCCUCUUCAUCUUCCCAAACCCACACUGUUGCAAUCAAUGUUCUGGGCAUGACUUGCCAGUCUUGUGUGCAGUCAAUAGAAGGUCAAAUUUCCAAGGUGAAAGGUGUUGUGAGCAUUAAAGUCUCCCUCGAGCAGAACAGUGCGGUAAUCAAGUAUGUAGAGUCAGAAGUAAGUCCUGAACAGAUUUGCCAGGAAAUUCAGGAUAUGGGCUUUGAUGCGAACAUAGCAGAAGAGAGAUCAACACCGUCGUCCUUAAGUGUGCCGUGCUCAAGAGAGGCAGUAAUUAAGCUUCGGAUAGAAGGCAUGACAUGCCAGUCCUGUGUCAGCAGCAUCGAGGGGAACAUGAGGAAACUGAACGGUGUGGUAAGAAUCAAGGUGUCACUUGGUAACCAGGAAGCAAUUAUUGCUUACUAUCCUUACAUCAUUCAGCCCAAAGACCUCAAGAGCCAUAUCAGUAACCUGGGAUAUGACUGCACCAUUAAGAGUAAAUCAGCCCCUUUGAAGCUUGAUAUGCUUGAUGUAGGACGCCUGCAGAAUACAACCACCCAGACAACCGCAGCGUGUCAAGACAGCGGUGGGGUGGUCCCACUGGCUGUCCAGAUGAGCAGCACAGCUACAGUACAAAUAGAAGGCAUGCACUGCAAGUCUUGCGUCAGAAAUAUCGAAGGAAAUAUAGCGGCUCUCCCAGGCGUACAAAGCAUUAAGGUGUCUUUGGAGCAAAAGCGUGCUGUAGUACAGUAUAGCCCCAAUUUAAUUACCCUGUCAUCUUUGCAGCAAGCUAUUGAGUCUCUUCCACCUGGAAACUUUAAAGUAUGCCUCCUUAGCAGUUCAGAAGCAAAUAGCAGAGCAUCUUUGUCACCUGCUUUGCUCUGUGAUCUCUUCAGAGAGCAGCUAACAGAUACAACAUGCACAGCUGUUAUUAGGAUUGACGGAAUGACCUGCAAUUCUUGCGUGCAGUCCAUAGAAGGGAUGAUAUCACAGAGAAAAGGAGUGCAACAUAUAGCAGUUUCUCUAGCUGAAAAGACUGGCACCAUAUGUUAUGAUUCAACUGUAACUAAUGGAGAAGAAUUAAGAGCUGCCAUAGAAGACAUGGGGUUUGACGCGUCAGUUCUCACAGAUACCAUUACUGGAGAAAAUGUGCAUCGAUCUGAUGCCAGCAGCGCCAUGGUGCAGCCUCAAGCUCCAAAAUCUCCUUACCAAGGCUGCAGUGCAGAUGCUGUUCCAGAGAGUCCUGGCCCAGAUAUGCCAAACCAGCCCAGUGGAAUGACAGCCGAAAAGUGUUUUUUACAAAUCACAGGCAUGACCUGUGCAUCAUGUGUGUCUACUAUUGAAAGAAAUCUGCAGAAAGAAGACGGUAUUGUUUCAGUGCUGGUAGCACUGAUGGCAGGUAAAGCAGAGAUAAAAUACAAGCCAGAGUUCAUACAGCCUCUUGAAAUAGCACAGCUGAUUCAGAAUUUGGGUUUCGAAGCUACUGUCAUAGAAGAUCAUACUGAAACAGAAGGAAGUGUGGAGCUUCUUAUUACGGGGAUGACUUGUGCUUCUUGCGUUCACAACAUUGAAUCCAGACUUAUGAGAACUAAUGGCAUAUUUUAUGCCUCGGUUGCCCUUGCUACUUGCAAAGCUCACAUCCAGUUUGAUCCUGAAAUUACUGGACCUCGAGAUAUUAUAAAAAUAAUUGAGGAAAUUGGCUUUCAUGCUUCCUUGGCUAGAAGAGUACCUAAUGCACAUAACUUGGAUCAUAAAAAGGAAAUUCAGCAGUGGAGGAAAUCUUUCUUGUGCAGCCUAGUGUUUGGUAUCCCUGUCUUAAUCCUAAUGAUUUAUAUGCUAAUACCUGAUGGCGAGCACCACGGAUCUAUGGUGCUGGAACAGAAUCUCAUUCCUGGAUUAUCUGUUUUAAAUCUUCUCUUCUUUGUCCUGUGCACUUUUGUUCAGUUUCUUGGUGGAUGGUACUUCUACGUACAAGCUUACAAAUCACUGAAGCACAGGACAGCCAAUAUGGAUGUGCUGAUUGUACUGGCCACGACUAUUGCUUAUGUGUAUUCAUGUGUGAUCCUGAUGGUAGCGAUAGCUGAAAAGGCGGAGAAAAGCCCUAUCACUUUCUUUGACACACCUCCAAUGCUGUUUGUAUUCAUUGCCCUUGGGAGAUGGCUGGAACACAUAGCAAAGAGUAAGACCUCAGAAGCUCUUGCUAAGCUGAUAUCUCUUCAAGCCACAGAAGCAACUGUGGUGACUCUUGGACCUGACCACUCUAUCGUCAGGGAAGAGCAGGUAGCUGUUGAAUUAGUUCAACGAGGUGAUAUCGUAAAGGUUGUUCCUGGUGGAAAGUUCCCAGUGGAUGGAAAAGUCAUUGAAGGCAAUUCUAUGGCAGAUGAGUCUCUUAUUACGGGGGAAGCUAUGCCAGUCACUAAAAAGCCUGGGAGCACAGUGAUUGCUGGUUCUAUAAAUGCACAUGGCUCAGUUCUUGUUAAUGCAACUCAUGUUGGGAAUGACACUACCCUGUCACAAAUUGUGAAAUUGGUGGAAGAAGCUCAAAUGUCAAAGGCACCCAUCCAGCAACUGGCAGAUAAGUUUAGUGGAUAUUUUGUUCCAUUUAUCAUCAUCAUUUCAACAGUGACAUUGAUAGUAUGGAUCACAAUUGGUUUUAUAAAUUUCGAUAUUAUUCAGAAAUAUUUUCCAAAUCAGAACAAACACAUUUCAAAAGCUGAAGUCAUACUGCGGUUUGCAUUUCAGACCUCAAUCACUGUGCUGAGCAUUGCGUGCCCCUGUUCUUUAGGCUUGGCUACCCCUACGGCUGUGAUGGUAGGCACGGGAGUUGCAGCACAGAAUGGUAUUCUCAUCAAAGGCGGAAAACCCCUGGAAAUGGCACACAAGAUCAAGACUGUGAUGUUUGAUAAAACUGGGACCAUCACCUGCGGAGUUCCUAAAGUCAUGCGGGUGCUCUUGAUGGGAGAGACAGCUCUGCUGCCUCUGAAGAAGGUACUAGCCGUGGUUGGCACUGCAGAAGCCAGCAGUGAACAUCCUUUAGGAGUGGCAGUCACUAAAUAUUGCAAAGAGGAGCUGGGCACUCAGAGCCUGGGCUACUGCACAGAUUUUCAGGCAGUCCCAGGCUGUGGAAUCAGCUGCAAAGUCGGUGGCAUUGAAGCUGUCCUGGGCAUGGCCGAGGAGUGCCUCGAUAAACAGGACGCUAACAGGAGCGGGGACGGCCGCGAUCCCCUGGGAGAUAACACUCUGAUCAUGCUCUCUGAAUCAAAUGACAAAGGUCCAUCAGCUUCUCAGACAUACUCGGUGUUGAUUGGAAAUCGUGAGUGGAUGCGACGCAAUGGCUUGCAUAUUGCAAAUGAUGUUAACGAUGCAAUGACAGACCAUGAAACCAAAGGACAGACUGCCAUACUAGUGGCUAUAGAUGGUGCUUUGUGUGGCAUGAUCGCAAUAGCCGAUACCGUCAAGCAGGAGGCAGCCCUUGCUGUGCACACGCUGAAAAACAUGGGAAUAGAUGUGGUGCUGAUAACAGGGGACAACAGAAAAACUGCAAAAGCUAUUGCUACUCAGGUUGGGAUCAAAAAAGUCUUUGCUGAGGUCCUUCCUUCUCACAAGGUUGCAAAGGUCCAGGAACUCCAAAAUGAGAGGAAGAAGGUUGCGAUGGUUGGUGAUGGAGUCAAUGAUUCCCCUGCGCUAGCCAGGGCUGACAUUGGAAUUGCAAUUGGAACAGGCACUGAUGUUGCCAUUGAAGCAGCAGAUGUUGUUCUUAUCCGAAAUGACUUACUGGAUGUAGUUGCCAGUAUUCACUUAUCAAAGAGAACAGUACGAAGAAUACGCAUAAAUCUGAUUCUUGCCUUAAUUUAUAAUCUGCUUGGAAUACCCAUAGCAGCAGGUGUGUUCAUGCCUGUUGGCCUUGUGCUUCAGCCUUGGAUGGGGUCAGCUGCAAUGGCAGCUUCUUCAGUGUCUGUAGUGCUAUCUUCCCUGCAGCUGAAAUGUUACAAGAAGCCAGAUGCAGAAAGUUAUGAAGCACAAGCUCAAGGCCGCAUGAAGCCACUUACUCCUUCCCAAAUCAGUGUUCAUAUUGGAAUGGAUGAUAGGAGGAGGGAUUCAUCCAGAACGGCUCCUUGGGAUCAGAUUAGUCAAGUGUCUCUCUCUUCCUUGACUUCAGACAAGCUGCCAAGACAUAACGAUUUUGUAGAGGAGGAAGGUGACAAAUGGUCAUUACUCAUGAAUGAAGAUGAAGAACAGUACAUCUGAAGCAUUGUAUUCUUAGCAGAACAGAAACCAUUCUUACCCGUCAGUGACAGGAAGGACUGAGUUAUGCCAUCAAGAAUUUCAAGCUGUAGGAGAAGUCAUUCUUUCAACUCGCACAACAAUUGCUACUCAGUUCAAUGUUGGGUUGAAUGGAUUGUGGUUUUUCAGGUCACUGGUUACUUCUAGUCUUUGACAGGAUCUGAGGCUCUAAAAUGAACUGGCUCCUUUGCACACAGAAAAUAGCAAAAUAAUGUAAAAUUCUAACUGUCAGAGUCUAAUAGAAUUUCUCUAUAUUGGACUGUUUGCUGAGCACCAAAUUUCGUUCUUUUCUUGCUUACUAUCUAUUCUUUCAAGAGCACAUAUAGCAAGAGUAUUUUCAGAUCUGCCAAAUGGUGAUUUCUGUGUCAAAGUGAAAACAUCCAUGGCAUAAGGAGCUCUAUGGCUGGAAGCUGUAUUUUUACACAGAAUACUAACUAGGCACGUCAUUGUCGGAGCACUUGGGAGCACUUUAUAUUUAGGAUUUGUGUGCAUCUUCUUGGACCAAAAAUGUUUCAACGUUUAACUGACUAUAACUUUCUGAAAGUUCUCUUCCGCAGAUUUUCACUUGCUUUCAACUAUCACGUUCUUCUGAUGCACAUUUCCAUUGCUGAACUUGUUUUGUGAUUCCCAUUGCUCUCCUCGUUUUUUUUUUCUUUUUUUUCUGUCUUCCCACAAGAUUUUUUCUUUGACUUAUUAUGUUUACAGAUAUUCCUGUUUGGGAUAAGAUCCUUUAAGUCACUAGGAACUUUUCAGUUCCUGCUGCAAUCUCUAAAGGGCAGAGCUAUUACUUGUUCAAGUUGGCUAUGAUUUUUCUCUGGAUGCCUUGCAGAAUCCCUUGAAGUUCCUGAUAAAGGGACAGUUUCUUCGCUUUAGCAGAGUGAAGUAUUUAUGCUAGUGGAAAUGAUGAUAGUACUUACUAUGAUGCACCCAAGAACAGAACUAAGCCUAGUGCUGAUGUGACUUCAGCAUGGCUAGUUGAAGUAAGUUUAUUGUAUAAGUUAACCCCAACUUGCUUAUUGCUUAAAAUGGAACCAAAAGGUUAAAUGGGAAUGGUGAAAAAAUGGCUUGAAAGGGUAGGGCUUCUAUUUGUUAUGGUGUGAAUAAUUCUUUCUGAUGAUAGAGCUUGAACUAAGGCUUGAACUAAGGACGUGAAGUAAGAAGAUUUGUGGUAACUUGAAUUUUAAUACAAGUGGGUAUUAAUGUCUUUAAUUGAUUUUAAUUUCCCUCUUUAUUCUAAUUUAAUGAGAAAGCAAGGGGAUAGGCAACUCUUUUUCUCACUUUAAUGUCUUUACUAAAGCUUUCCAUAAUUUUAUCUUCCUGAAUGUCGAAUUCAUCCCUUAACGCUUAUCUUUAGAGUCUGGACUGUAGAGAUCACCGCUUCAGCGCCCUGAAUCUGGUCCUGGGGUGAAGUGCUGCUGAGCUGAGGGGCUCAGAAGUCACCAAACCAGAGUUUUAUAGUCUGAUCUGGAAGUUGACAUUAGUGCACUGAGCAAGGUGAAACAGCCACUUAAUUCCACAGACUUAAAUCUAAAACUGUUUCCAACAGGAGUUCAAAUCUUGCUCCUCCUAAUGUAAAAAUGAACAGCAAGUUAGAAAGGAAAAGAGUUGUGCUUAAAGCAUUAGGCAGGUCUUACUAUUCUCUCUUCCUCUUAAUAUUAUAUUUGAGCUUUCCUUAGAAAACAUCCACAGCAUUGGCUUAAAUAUAAUUACAAUUCAAUUUUAAAGCUGUAAAACCUUUUUGUGUGUGUAGCGAUUACUUUCAAAGCGCAUGGACUUUUAAAACAUGCCUUAGGUGCCUAGAUAUGGCUCCACAGAGAAGAUGGUCUACUGUUUCACUUUUUUGUAUGUUUUCUUAUGGGUGCUUACAUAAAACUAUUAUGUUUUUUAAAAAAUA